UCUGAAAUCUGAAUCUGAAAUCUGAAUCUGAAAUCUGAAUCUGAAAUCUGAACUUGAAAUCUGAAACUGAAAUCUUAAGCUGAAAUCUGAAAUCAGAAAUCCCGGAGUUCAAGCACAGUUGUACCGGAUAAGUUUUUCCAUGACUGUCUGCCAACUGCAUCGUUGAUAUAAGUCGCGAAUGACAUAAAGGUGUUAAAACUACUACAAUCGAAACAGUAAAAAUGUUAUAAACAUAAUAAAUUUCACAGUUGCAGAUGAUUGUGCUUGAAUAUAAUAGAUUAAUGUAUAAUACCAUCCAUAAAAUAUAGGUAUAGAGUGUAGUGGGUGAUUUUAAAUGAGCAGAAGAAAAAAGUUUUUUUUAUAAUGAUCCAGUCAAGUUUUAUUGUGUUUCAUUUAUUAUUUCCAUCUGUGAAGUGUCUGUGCCAAGGUUAAGCAAGGAGUUACAAUGAGAAGUGCAAUGAGUCAAAUCGCUUUUGAAUAUUUUUAGUUCAAGUGCAAUGAUGUUUUCGUUUUGUUAUUGGUAAUGUGAUGACGCGAACAUGGCUCUCGAACGAAGAGCUUUAACGAAGUGCAAUGUUAUGUUUCGAAUGUAGAUAGCGCUGUAAUCGUUUUCAGUUUGGUUUUCUCUGCUGCUGCUAAUUUUAAAUAAAGAUGGCGCAGUUUUAGCACUUUUGAAGAAAGCUUCGUAAUUCUUUUCUGUAUGUGGUUUGGUUACGCUGGACAGAGCUUCAAAACAAGAUAAGUAUCUUUAUUUUCCUUUUAACUCCCAGUCUGAGCAAUACAUCCUUUGCAUGUUUCUCUCUGUUUUAAAGAGAAUUUUGUGAAAUUCAUCUAAAAUAAACAGAUUUUGUUAAUACGAAAUGUUCGCUAAAUUGAUAAAAGCACAAAACUUUUGAACGGUUCACGUCAGGAAAGCUAUCAAAUAGUUUCGUUAAGUUUGAUUUCAUGGUUGCCAAACUAAAAGAACAUUUGUUUUCUACAGAUUUUGAAGUAAUCACUGUUUAUCAUAAAUCUAGAACUCUAUUUAUAAAAUAUUUUAGUUUAUUUAUUUUUUAACAACAAAACAGUUUAUAAUUAUAAAUAAUUAAUACGCUUGUAGGGUUCUAUUGAAGACGUCAAUGUGCUACCAAACAUUAUCGUAGAUUGUUAAGCUGAGUAAAUUGUGUUUCAUUUAUUCGCGAACAAAGUGAACUACAUAUUUUCAGACUUAAAUCAAGAGCAUCUUCGGUAAGUUGCACCGGUGCUAAGUACAUCGAUCAUUAAAUAUUUAAAUUUGCUUUGAUCACAUCCCUUCCCAAAGGGAAUCCAGAUCUUAUUUACCUUCCCCACUAACAAACCAUCCUUCCUGUGACCACCGUGGAGAUUUAGAGGUGUAUUCGGUCUCUAGUAGCAACGGAAGUCGGACUAACAAUCCUUCCCUUUCCCCGAUGAACCGUAAGGACGUGGCCGGCGCCGUUAUUGACCAUAUAAGAUAAGGAACCUUCGAAACGUGUACACAGAAAAUGGUAAGCUAAUCCCAAGCCCCAUUUAUUUGGAUCUAUGUACAAUUUUGUUGAUUCUUGUCAAUCACGGAGUAGCAACUACUGAAAUGUACGGUUUAUCUAAGCUCAAGCUCAAGCUCAAGCUCAAUACCAUCCAUAAAAUAUAGGUAUAAUAUAAAAUUUAAAGAAAGAUUCAAACAAUACCUACAAUAAUAAAACAUUCAUUACGUUAUCAGCAUUAGCACAAUUAAUUAUCAAAGCCACGCGGCGAGACGGCAGUUCCUCCUUCUGCUGGGUGGUGGAUUUGGUGAGCGACAAAAAGAGAGAUAAAGGAUUUGUUUCUCCCGCAGCUACGUGAGGGGUGCGAGAUUUGUACCCCAACCUGCUGGAAACGUGGGCAAAACUGUUUGAAAUCUGACAACUUUUAGUAAAUUCGAAAAACGUUGCUACAAAUUUUUGAAACACUACUCAAAAGGUAUGUCAAUCGAAAGAGGAGGUUCUAAUGAAUCUCUAGGUAUAUAAAAAGUGGCCAAUUUGAGUUCAAAUUUUAGAGAAAUCACGCUAUCAAAAUCCCGUAAACCCACCAAGACGAGGGAGAGUUUGAAAAAUGUCAAAAAAGUUGUUAGUUUCAUUACAAUAUACUGAACAACUGAGAUUUUUGAGAAACCAACUAUGUUCUACGAAAAUAAUAAUAAAGUUAACGAAAAAAAACUAAAAUUUUAAUUUAGAGAAUCGGUCCAUUGGUAAACGAGAUACAGCAAUGCAAAGCCAAAAUUGGGUGUCUUUUUUGAAGUAAGAAUUUUUUCUACCGGAAGUUCUGGAAUAGCGGCCAAACCUUCCACUGGACCCCUAUAUAUUUGUACAUCUGUAGAAAGGUAAAUUCUUAACAAUUUCGAAAAUCGUUAAGUUAGAUCAAAACAAUAAAUCAUUCAGAAGUUAUAAGCAUUUCAAAAAGAGCUCUUUUUUUGGACUUUUUUCAUUCGGAACCGAUUACCGGUAAAUUCCUAAAACCUAUUGACUUAAUUUUGGAAUGUUGAGAAACUACAUAAAAUUAUCUAAACAAUGAAUAUAAUAUCAUCAAAAUCGGUUAUUAUUUGUGGCCAGGGGAACGAGCGCAAGAGCUCGGGUCAAUAUGACCCGAACGGCAUAUUAUCGGUUUUUUUCAUGGGGCCAUUUCCGGUGGUCACCGGAAGUUAUCUGGUACUACAGAUUGUGUAUUCUGCGGCUCUGCAUAAUUUUUCCAAAUUUCAGAUUUUUCCGAUUUUUUUGUCACGAGUUAUGAUGAAUUGAAUGUACGCUUCGGGUCAUAUUGACCCGAGCGGCGCGGGAAGGUUAAAGUUAUAGUUUAUAGUUAUUUAUAGUUUUAAAAUUUUGUACAAACCGGUUGAGAAACAAGAGAUAUAUAGCGUCAAAUUGACACUCCAGAAACGGGUAAACGGGUAAACAAACAUUAACUAUUCAUAAUAAAAAUAAUUCAUUUAGGAAAAUGUAUCCAUUCGUGGAUUUCCAGAAUCCACAAUUUAAAAAAAUAAGAAGAAGAAAAUGUAUAAAAAAAAGUGAAAGUUUCAUACAAAAUCUCUCAUCAAAUACUUUUCUUACAAACUGGUUAAGAUCUACGAACGGCCUGCCGGGGCCAUGAUCUACGUUUCGUCUCCUCCGCCGAAAAAACCUCUUCAACAACCUGUGAUGCGUUCCAAGAACAUUGAAAUGGAGUAUUUGAAAUAUUCCACACUUCCCAUGCGGCAAAAACGACAACCAACUACGGAACAUCCGUUGCAGCAGGCGGACGAGCGAGCCCGAACCUCAUCCUUGCCGAGGAACAGCACGGCAGCUGAGCUGCGUUCGAGGGCUGCGAUAGCCGCGAAAAAAGCAGCUGCUGCCUCCAACUAUCGGGAAACCGUUAAAGAUCCUAGCAUCACCGAUGGAUAUCUGGAAGAUGAUCCAGAACUGUUGAAAAUUGAACUUCAAGAUGCCUACAACAUUAUGUCCGUCAGCCGGGCUAAACUUAUGCAAUACCUCAAUGUCUUAAGGCGGCACAUUAGGCCAAGCAAUCCGACCGGAGAUUUACAACAAUCGUUAGAUGGGAUUGAGGAAAUUUGUUCAUUGUUAAAACCUCGUUUCGACACUGUUUUUCGUGUCCCUGCACCAAUUGAUGCGGCUAUGGAAGCAAACGAAGAUCAUUCCUCAUCCUCCUCCUCCAGUAAGCAGCGACAUCUGGCACCUGUUACGGCAGUUCAACGCAUCCAAACACCUCCAACCAGUUUGAAUUUGCAGCGAUCGUACAAUUACGAUCUUGACUGUCGACGUAACAGUGCUGCCAGCAUUUCUCAGUACGAAAUUCCCGAAGAUCGGUACAGUGGAAUUGCAACGAAAAAAUUAGCUAAUCGAAAAGAGGUGGAGAUGCAUGUGUUCCAGCAGGAUUUUACCAACAUAAACCGGCGUUACGAUGACAAAGAUUUACCUACGGAAGAUCCACUACAAGCAGCUCGUCUCGCUUACAAUUGACACUGAAUUAAGCCAACAUGCCUAUCAAUGCCUACACGAGUAUUACGCUGUUAACAUUUUACACCUCUUGUAUGAACUAUCAAACGACACCAGAGAGUAAUAUUUUGAUUGCAAUAAAGUUAAACUAAAAUCAUAUUACGAUCAACUCUGGUAGACAAUAAUUUAUUAGUUUUACAACCGUGUGCAUGGUAAUCGGAGCAUAGAAACUAGCCAUCAAAUAUCUCACACUGUCGUCAAAUGCUGAACUCGGUAUUUUCUGUUUAAGCUUUUCAUGCACGUUGUUUCUCGAAUCGUAAUUUUAAAGAAAUAGAAACAUAAAUAAAACAAUGC
Molecule: messenger RNA, 4316 nt
Organism: Uranotaenia lowii
Lineage: Eukaryota; Metazoa; Arthropoda; Insecta; Diptera; Culicidae
Gene: TBC1D5
Exons: 2
Coding region: 3117-3986 (289 amino acids)
Source: RefSeq, a predicted model, not a curated record